GCACGCUAUCCUAACCCUAAUUCAAAAAGAGACGGGGUGUGGAGGUAAGAGCCACGUCCAACUGGAUUGGUCCGAGUCCCACAAGGUCACGGCGGGGCUGGUAUUCAGCGAAGUAGGCAUAUAAAUUUAGCUUCAUGAAAAGCCAUGGAUUAUGUCUUGGGACUCUCAGAUUUCGUCUUCAGAGGAGUGGUUGUGAUGGCCACCCCUCAGGUGUUAAGAGGUGGGAGAUAUUUCAAUCACACUGCACUCACUCACACCGUCCUUCACGGUCGCUUCUCCUCUCUGGAGCCCCUCCGUCUGCAAUCAAGCUGGAUUUUGGAUUUGUAAUUAAGAACUGAGGCUCGAGGACUUAGGAGUGAUGUGUGGAGUGUGAGAGAGACCUUUGAACUAAGGACUAAAACGGAUUCAGUGCAAAAUAAGUUGGAAGAACUGUCAUGGAUGCAUUAGCUUUAGAGGCAAAAGGGGCUAAGAAUGAAGGCGCACCAGCUGCUCCAGCCCCGGCACCCGCCAAACCCAGACCAAAACCCCCGAAAAAGGCGAAACGAAUUGUUUACUUUGAGUUGGAGAUACUAGAUGUCAAAACCCGGGAAAAACUACUGCUUCUGGAUAAGGUAGAGCCAACGGCUACUAUUUUGGACAUUAAGUCUAUGUUCCACAAAUCAAAUCCACACUGGUAUCCUGCCAGACAGUCUUUGUGCCUGGACCCAAAAGGAAAACCCUUAAGAGAUGAGGAAAUCCUCCAGGAGCUCCCUGUGGGAACCACCGCAACCUUCUACUUCAGAGACCUGGGAGCCCAGAUCGCCUGGGGAACUGUGUUCCUCAUCGAGUGCAUUGGACCACUUGUCAUAUAUCUGCUGUUUUAUUUUCGACUGCCUUUAAUCUACGCUCCCAAGUAUGAGUUCACCGUCAGUAAGCAUUUGGUUGUGCACAUAGCCUGUGCGUGUCAUUCCUUCCACUACGCGAAGCGAAUCAUGGAGGCGUUGUUCAUUCAUCGCUUCUCCCAUGGCACCAUGCCACUGCGCAACAUUUUUAAAAACUGUUCCUAUUACUGGUGCUCUGCUGCAUGGAUGGCUUAUUACAUCAAUCACCCUCUCUACACACCACCAUAUUAUGGGGAGAAGCAGGUGAAGGCAGCGCUGGCAAUCUUCCUAUUCUGUCAACUUGGCAGCUUCUCGAUUCACAUGGCUCUGCGUAAUCUCAAACUACCUGGCUGUAAGAUAAAGAAGAUUCCUUAUCCAACCAAGAAUCCUUUUACAUGGAUAUUUGCACUUGUUUCAUGCCCAAACUACACAUAUGAGCUGGGAUCUUGGCUUGGAUUCACACUCAUGACCCAGUGUGUCCCUGUGUUGUUCUUCACCGUGGUGGGAUUCAUACAGAUGACGGUUUGGGCCAAAGGAAAGCAUCGCAGCUACCUGAAGGAGUUCAAAGAGUAUCCCACACUGCGCUCCCCUAUCCUACCUUUCAUCCUAUAGCUGGAGAUUAAGACUUUUUUUUUUUAAAUCCAAUGUAAAUUAGAGUUUUGCUAGAGGAUAUAUAUAAAGCAAGUCUUAAUAUAUAUUAAUGUAUGAAAUAACUGUAGUAAAUUGAGAAAAUGUCAUGUAUUUAUGUCAAGUAAAGCCAUUCUGCUUUUAAAAAUAUAAAUUUUAAAAUUUAUAUUUUAUUGCUCAUAUACACGAAUACAGAAAAUUGUGCAAAUGAGGGUAUAUCUGUUCCUUUGAGGUAAAUAUAACUCACUUUAUUUCUUUUUCUAAAAUGACUGAAGCUAAUGAAUUUGUAUGUAGCAGAUCCAUCACCUAACCUGACUGAUCUAUUUCCAAGAAAUGCAACGUCAACACUUAUGCAAUAAUUGGUCUUAAGGGCAUACAUUUAUGGUAAGCUUAUAUCAUCAUAUACAUUGGCUUGGAUGAAUCUGAUGACAACUCUGAGAAAGUUUUCAAGCUAUAUUACAUUUUGCAUUAGAGACUGUUAGAGUCCGGUAUUCAUUCUUGCUGAUUAAAAAUAUUCACUUUUUUGAAUCACAA
Labeo rohita (rohu) is the source of this 2021-nucleotide messenger RNA. RefSeq names its product trans-2,3-enoyl-CoA reductase a (gene tecra). The transcript is spliced from 11 exons. The record is from RefSeq and is a predicted model, not a curated record. NCBI's taxonomy places the organism in Eukaryota, Metazoa, Chordata, Actinopteri, Cypriniformes, Cyprinidae. Gene Ontology annotation, molecular function: oxidoreductase activity, acting on the CH-CH group of donors. Gene Ontology annotation, biological process: very long-chain fatty acid biosynthetic process. The coding region runs from base 435 to 1472 and encodes 345 amino acids.